Molecule: messenger RNA, 747 nt
Organism: Sphenostylis stenocarpa
Lineage: Eukaryota; Viridiplantae; Streptophyta; Magnoliopsida; Fabales; Fabaceae
Source: the annotation of a GenBank genome assembly
AUGGAGCUUAGCUUUAAGCACCAACUUGGACUUUUUUGUGUUAUACUGCUUUUUCCUGCAAUGUGUCACUGCCAGGAAUAUUAUACUAAAUCCAGAGCAACCUUUUAUAGUACCUCUGAUGGCUAUGGGACUCCAACGGGAGCUUGUGGAUUUGGGGAAUAUGGAAGGAAGAUGAAUUGGUAUGAUGGAAGAGUCGCAGGGGUCUCUGGGCUAUGGAGGAAUGGAGUUGGCUGUGGUACAUGCUAUCAGGUGAAGUGCCUAAUAGAAAACUUAUGCGAUGAGAAUGGAGCAUACUUGGUGGCAACAGAUCAGGGUUAUGGAGACAACACAGACUUCAUCAUGAGCCCACGGGCCUUCUUAAAACUGGGACGUGAUCAAAGUGCUUAUGAAGAGCUUAAGAAAUACGGUACAGUGGAUAUUGAAUACAAAAGGGUUCCAUGUACCUACACUGGCAACGUCUUGUUCUAUAUCAAGGAAACUAGCAGCAACCCUGGUUACUUUGCUUUGGUCAUUCUCAAUGUAAAUGGAAUAAACGACGUCACUGAUGUUGAAAUCUGGCAGGCUGGAGAGUGGAAGGCACUUAACAGGAACUAUGGAGCAGUGUUUGACUUUCCCAACCCUCCCAGUGGCGACAUCCGGUUGAGGUUUAGAGUGAGUGGCAUGUCUGAUUGGGUGGACCCCAAGAUUGUGAUACCUAGUAACUGGAAGCCUGGAAACACCUAUGUCACCGAGGUUCAGCUUAAAUAG